Medicago truncatula (barrel medic) is the source of this 1018-nucleotide messenger RNA. RefSeq lists its product as uncharacterized. The coding region runs from base 107 to 544 and encodes 145 amino acids. NCBI's taxonomy places the organism in Eukaryota, Viridiplantae, Streptophyta, Magnoliopsida, Fabales, Fabaceae. Gene Ontology annotation, biological process: proteasome assembly. The transcript has 5 exons. The record is from RefSeq and is a predicted model, not a curated record.
CCGACCCACCUGACACCUCCGAAGCACAAACAAAACAACCUACGUCGAGAGAGUCAAAACCUUAUUUUUUCUCGCUUGAGCUGAAGAAUUUAGGGUUUAGGGUUCAAUGAAUUCUGAAGAAUUAGGAAAAGGGAUUCAAGAAUUGAAACUGAAUCAUAAAGAUAACGAACAGACUCAAUUGCAAUUCACAUGCUUCACUGAACUUGUCAACGAUGUUAACCUCCAUUUUCAGAUUAUUCGCUUUCCCAAACAGAUAUAUGUGUGGAUUGGUUACAACUCUGCAAAAUUGGGACAACUUUAUGCAGCAGCUUCAACUCGUCCUAAUAAUGUGGUUUCUGUAACUUCUAUACUUGGUGGGAAUUCUGAUAAUACAGGUUCUGGCAUUGCUCGUCGAUUAGUGUUGAAGACUGGUCUCAAUAUAAUUAUGGCUUGCAAUAUUCCAAAAAAUAGUCCUAUGGUUGAGAUAGAAGCCGAGAAAAUACUGAUACAAAAACUUAUUAGUUUGGGCUAUACCAAGUCAAGAUUGGAAGGAACGUCUUUAUAGCAUUUUGGCUGAGGGGACUUUUUAUGCAUGCGGAAAUGUAUAUCCCAUUGUCGUUACCUAAUUUUGAAAUCAUGGUAGCUAUUGGUAGCUAUUGAAGACAUUUAGCUUUGUUAUUGUACACAACAAUUACAAAGUCCUUUGACGCGUGAAUCCCUUGUCGAUAUCUGGUGCAUGCGAACGAGAUCACCAUUGAUGUUCCAAAUGUUCAAGGUUCACAGAGAAAUAGAAAUUUUCUUGUAUGCUUGAUUUUUCGGAGUUCCUGCUUGCUUUUUGAACCUUUUGAUAGUAAUUUUCAUUUUUUGUUACGUGUUCAUCUCCAUUUUCUCGCUUCCCCAUAAAUUUAAUUGUGAACUUUAGAAGCUAGAAAUUGGAGCUUCAAUAGGAACGUGCGGUUUGACCAUGAUAAGCUAUUUUAUAUUUUUUGUUGCAAAAACACAUGACGAUAUCGAUGCUGCUUUCUUUGAAGCUGAGAAA